GAUCUUUAUAUAUUUCUUGCAGAGUCCUCCAAAAUGACAAUAAUUAAUCUUAACUGUCUCGUUAGUGGUAGCAGUGAAAAUGAAACUUUUACGAUUGAGAUUUCUAAUGACAAAAAGUAUGAAUUGCUCAAACAUAUAGUAAAAAAACGCUUAGCAUCUUUAUUUGAUUCCAUUCCUUCUACUCAAAUCACCCUUUGUUCAUCCGCUAAUGGUUCGAUUUAUAAACCAAUAGUUAGAAUUUCUAAAGACUUCGCUGAUAGCCCUGAUGAAAAUGGCCUUCAUAUUUAU
Messenger RNA from Racocetra persica, 288 nucleotides. Lineage: Eukaryota; Fungi; Glomeromycota; Glomeromycetes; Diversisporales; Gigasporaceae. The record is from the annotation of a GenBank genome assembly.